Molecule: messenger RNA, 1021 nt
Organism: Sipha flava (yellow sugarcane aphid)
Lineage: Eukaryota; Metazoa; Arthropoda; Insecta; Hemiptera; Aphididae
Gene: Hus1-like
Product: checkpoint protein HUS1
Exons: 6
Coding region: 103-993 (296 amino acids)
Biological process (GO): mitotic intra-S DNA damage checkpoint signaling; nucleotide-excision repair; telomere maintenance
Cellular component (GO): site of double-strand break; nucleolus; checkpoint clamp complex
Source: RefSeq, a predicted model, not a curated record
GGGAAUUUAAAAAAAAGUUCCAUUUUGAUAACACGAUAAUUUUGAUAGUAUUUUUAUUUAAUUGGAGCCGGGUAUAUUUACGUGUGAAAAAUUUGAUAUUUUAUGACGGUACAUCAGUGGAUUAUUUUAUUCAUACUAAUUAAAACUAUCAAUGAAAGAAUGAAGUUUCGUGGUAAAAUCGUUGAUCCUCAUUGUAUGAAACAGUUUUAUAGUAUUGUGAUUAUCUUGUCCAAGUUAUGUAAAAGUGUAGUUUUGAGGUUGAGUUCUAAUAAGUUGUACUUGAUUGCAUUAAAUGAGUCAAACAAUAAUCAAAUUAGUGUUUGGUCUGUGUUAGACCAACAUUCAUUUUUCAAAGAUUAUGAUAUGAUUGGUGAAACAGAAUCAAAUGAAAUUUUUUUCAGUUUACCUAUUGAUAUGUUUGCGUCUUCAUUAAGUUCUGCAAAACAAACAAACUUAAAAACAUUAAAAAUGAAAUUGACAGACAAACAUUCACCAUGUUUAACUAUUGAAUUAGAGUUGGAAUCUCAAGUGUCUAGUAAGCAGUUAUGUGUUCAUGAUAUUCCAGUUACCAUUAUACUACCAAAAGAUUGGCCAGAGUAUAACGAGCCAGCCAUACCUUCUCAUAAUAUUAGUGUUAUAAUGCCAUCUAUACGAGUAGUAAGACAUAUUGUUGACAAGAUGAAACGGAUUGGUCCAAGAUUAAAAGUAUCAUUGGAUUCAUCUGGAAAAAUGGUCUUAGGUGUAUCAAAUUUAUCUGCAACAGUUGAUACUCAUUUUGUAGGACUUGAAGUGAUUGGCAUACAGUCUGCAACAGGCAAAGAAAACAAAUAUUCUACAGUAGUUGAUAUAAAAAAAAUUUCACAAUUUUUAAAUUGUGAUACAUUAAAUUUUGCAAAAAUAUUAUGUCACGUAGUAGAAGGAUUAUUACUACAUUGUUCAAUAGAAGAAAAUGAGUACGUAUUACAUUAUUUUUUAAGCGAAAUUGAUGAUUAAAAUGUUAUAGUUAUUUUUUAUCAUUAGA